This is a messenger RNA of Triticum dicoccoides, 1857 nucleotides long. RefSeq names its product protein phosphatase 2C 50-like. The transcript is spliced from 5 exons. The coding region runs from base 305 to 1531 and encodes 408 amino acids. Gene Ontology annotation, biological process: protein dephosphorylation. The record is from RefSeq and is a predicted model, not a curated record. NCBI's taxonomy places the organism in Eukaryota, Viridiplantae, Streptophyta, Magnoliopsida, Poales, Poaceae. Gene Ontology annotation, molecular function: cation binding; protein serine/threonine phosphatase activity.
UCACCCGCAUCCGCUCCUCCUGCCCCGAACACACAACGCCGUCGUCCGCCACUCGCAGCUUCCCACGCCCCCGCGCCCACCCGGUACACGUACUCCCCGGCCCAGCACCAACCCUCCUCGUCACCACUCUCUCUUUACUUUCCCUCGCGCGCUCUCUCUCUUUCUCCAUUGCUGCCCCCUUGAUUCUCGCACAGGAGGCCACGGCUCGCGCUCUCCCUGGCUGACACGGCGGUGGGCUGCUCAGGCGCGUGGUGCGGCGGGCGCUGGUGUGGUUUGGGGCUGUUGAUACUGCCGUGAGCUAGUGAUGGCGACUGCGGUGUUCGCCGGGGAGGGGACCGCCGCGCGCGGGGGGUGCUCGGCGGAAUGCGCCGGCGGGAUCGAGAGGCCGCCGGAUCUCGGGAGCAGGGCGCGUGCCGCGGGGGACGGGUGCGCUAAGAGGAGCGUGUACCUUAUGGAGUGCGUGCCGCUGUGGGGCUGCGCCGCGGCGCGCGGCCGCGCCGCGGAGAUGGAGGACGCGUGCGCCGCCGUGCCGCGCUUCGCUGCCCUGCCGGCGCGGAUGCUCGCGAGCAGCCGUGAGCUGGACGGGAUCGGGGGUGACUUCGACGCCGCGGAGCUCCGGCUUCCGGCGCACCUCUUCGGCGUGUACGAUGGACACGGCGGCUCGGAGGAGCGAUUUGCAGGGGGAAAUGAAAACGACGGAUGGUGGCCUGUAACUUUUACAAGCGUAUUCAAAGUCGCGAACUACUGCCGGGAUAAGAUCCACGUUGUGUUAAGAGAGGUGCUGAAAGCUGGCAGGGGGUUGGAGGAAUUGGGGGAAGUAGGGGAGGUGGACGUGAAAGAACCAUGGGAGAAGGUUUUUGGUGAUUGUUUCCAGAAGGUAGACGAGGAGGUGUCGGGGAAAGCCAUCAGGUUUUCCAAUGGCGCCACGGAGCUCCGUCCGGAGCCUAUUGCUGCUGAUAACGUCGGUUCCACCGCCGUUGUUGCCAUUGUCUGCUCUUCUCAUGUCAUAACUGCAAAUUGUGGAGAUUCACGCGUGGUGCUCUGCCGUGGGAAGGAGCCGAUUGCUCUGUCCGUCGAUCACAAACCUGAUAGGAAAGAUGAGCGUGCCAGGAUUGAGGCCGCUGGUGGGAAGGUCAUUGACUGGAAUGGUUAUCGUGUCUCUGGUAUUCUCGCAAUGUCACGGUCAAUCGGUGACCGAUACCUGAAACCAUUUCUGAUUCCAAAGCCAGAAGUCAGCAUUGUUGCUCGGGCAAAAGAUGACGACUGCCUCAUUCUAGCAAGCGAUGGUCUCUGGGAUGUCAUGUCAAAUGAGGACGCAUGCAAAGUUGCCCGGCGACAGAUCCUUCUGUGGUACAAGAAUAAUAACGACGGUGCGAAUUCUGAUGGAGGCAGCGAACCCACUAUGAACCCUGCUGCAAAAGCAGCCGCUGAUUGUCUCGUGAGGCUAGCGCUGUCGAAAGGGAGCGGGGACAACAUUAGUGUCAUUGUUAUUGACCUGAAAUCAAGAAAAAAGACCAAGGGCAAAACCUAACAUGCCCAUAAUUCACCCAACUAGCUGACCAUGUCUGGAGUUUCGUCCGCUAGUCUGCUUCCCUUGCAAGAACGGCACUCCUACUUUUUUUGUUUCUUCAGUCGUCUGCAAGAGCUGUAUGUGUAUAUGCUAAUAGGUCUACUUCCGAUAAUCUGAUGUAUGGGGUGUGUGUUGGCGUGUUUCUGUAUACCCCCUUAGCCUUUUGCUUUCGGGCUGUUCACACUUGAUUCUCAUCAGGUUCAGAACAGCCAUGUAAAUGUAGUGGUGUCUGCAUAAUAAUCGAGCCUUGUGAAGGACUGAGCAGCCGACAUGAUCGUCGCAAGUUA